Vicia villosa (hairy vetch) is the source of this 2361-nucleotide messenger RNA. RefSeq names its product protein FAR1-RELATED SEQUENCE 5-like. Gene Ontology annotation, biological process: regulation of DNA-templated transcription. The record is from RefSeq and is a predicted model, not a curated record. NCBI's taxonomy places the organism in Eukaryota, Viridiplantae, Streptophyta, Magnoliopsida, Fabales, Fabaceae. The transcript is spliced from 2 exons. Bases 1 to 2361 code for a protein of 786 amino acids. Gene Ontology annotation, molecular function: zinc ion binding; nucleic acid binding.
AUGCAUCACAUGCAGAUUCAAGAGCAGCAACUCAUCGUAUUCAACUUCACGAUUUGCAACGGACAACAACAACAAUUCCAACAGGAAUUCAUAGAAAAGGAGGAUGGAGAACAUAUUCGAAUACCAAGAGGGAAGGAAUUCACGCUACCUGGAGAUUGGAUGGAAGAGACUAUUUUGGAUGAUGAACUUGAAUCAAAUAUUAACUUUUCUGAAGAGCCACAAAUUAAUAUUGUUGCAGAAGAGAAUAUUGAGCCUUAUGUAGGAAUGGAAUUUGAUUCAUUGGAAAAAGUUACAGAUUUUUACAGAUUAUUUUCUAAAGCAAAAGGAUUUGGAAUUCGUACUCGAUCAAGUAAGCCAAAUUAUUGCAUUUUAGUAUGUGUUAGGGAGGGUAAACUACCGGUGAAAAGUACGAAUGAUAAUAAUGUGGAAGUGAAGAAAACAUGUUCAACCAUGCGCAUGGGAUGUCAAGCAUCACUUACUAUAUCAAAAGAAAAUAAUAGCCACAUGUGGACUGUAAAAUCAUAUGACAAUAAUCACAAUCAUGCCAUGGCUAGUCCCAAAAGUGUAUCUUAUUUGAGGUGUCAUAAAAAUAUGAAUAAUGCUGCAAAAAAUCUUAUUGAGAAGUUUAGUGAAGAAGGUUUGCCUACUGGAAAGGUUGCUUCAAUGUUUAAGGAAAGUGAUUUAGCUUUUUCUAAUAGAGAUUGUUGGAAUCACAUGAGAAAUGUUCGAACGAAUAAUUUGGAUAUCGGAGAUGCACAAGCAGUUUUUAAUUAUUUCAAGCACAAGCAAGCUCAAAAUUCUAAUUUUUUCUAUGCAAUACAGUGUGACGAUGAAGCUAGAAUGGUAAAUUUUUUUUGGGUUGAUGCCAGAUCAAGGUUAGCUUAUCAACAUUUUGGAGACGUUGUUACCUUUGACACUACUUAUAAAACCAACAAAUAUAGUAUGCCAUUUGCCCCAUUUACUGGGGUAAACCAUCAUCUCCAAUCAAUUUUAUUUGGCUGUGCAUUAUUACAAGAUGAAUCAGAAAUAUCUUUUACAUGGUUAUUUGAAACUUGGCUUGAAGCAAUGAAUGGAAAAAAACCAAUAUCAAUAAUAACUGAUCAAGACUUAGCUAUUGGAGCUGCAGUGACUAAGGUAUUUCCACAAACCCGUCAUCGUUUAUGUUUGUGGCACAUAAGAAAGAAGUUUCCAGAAAAGCUUGCACAUAUAUAUCACAAAAAAUCAAAGUUUAAGCAUGAGCUAAAGAGAUGCAUUCGAGAAUCACCAACUGUAAAUGAUUUUGAAGUUGAUUGGCAGCAAAUAAUGGAUACCUACAAUUUACAAGAAAAUGAUUGGCUUCAGCGGUUGUUUGAAAUUCGAGAGUCAUGGAUACCCGUUUAUAACAGAAAAUUUUUUUUUGCCGGUAUGAGUACUACACAAAGAAGUGAGAACAUCAAUUCUUUUUUUGACUCUUUUGUUAAUUCAACCACAACACUACAAGAAUUUGUGGUAAAAUUUGAAAAGGCAGUUAAUAAUCGUUAUGAAGCUGAAAAGAGAGAGGACUUUGAGUCUAAACAUAAAUCACGCAUUUUGAGUAUCAAAUCGAAAAUAGAGGAGCAUGCGGCAUCGAUUUAUACAAGAAAUAUGUUUGGAAAAUUUCAACAUGAGCUUGCACUUGUUAGCCAAUUUACAAAGCACAAGAUUGAGAAAAAUGGCUCACAAUAUAGGUAUCAAAUAUCCAAUUGUUUUAAAGAUCGAGACAAAUUCAUCGUUGAUAUAAAUUUAGAAUCAAAGGAUGCUACUUGUACUUGUCAGCUUUUUGAAUUUAUGGGAAUAUUAUGCAGACACAUUUUGACAAUUUUUCAAACUAAAAAUAUACUUCAAAUUCCCAAUCAAUAUAUAUUGCAUCGCUGGACAAAAGAAGCUAAUAGAUACAUGGAGGUUAGUGUUAUGGAUUCUCAUGAUGAUGAGGUGGAUACUUUGAGAAGCAUACACUUGCAUCAACAAUUUAGCAAAUUUUCAAAUUUUUCUAAACAAUCAAAAGAAGUGUAUGAGUUUAUUAUGGUAGAGUUUGAGCGUAUUUGUAAUACUUUGGAAACAAUGGGAUUAAAAUUCUCCAAUGUAAAUGAUGCUCCUAUAGAUUUGCAACAACAAGAUGUAGAUGACACACAUGAUAAUGUUUCGAAUUUUAUUAUCCAAGACCCCAAUGUGUCACAAACAAAAGGUAGAAAGAGAAAAGAUUCAGACAGUGCCCGUGUACAAGAAAGAUAUAAAAGUGGUGUAGAAUUGUCGAUGGAUAAGACACUGGUUAAAAGAAGGGCAUGCAAAUACUGUGGAGAAUAUGGUCACUAUCAAUCAACUUGCAAAAAUAAAACAACUUGA